AUGGCGCUGUCGAGCGUCGGCUUGGUGUCCGUACAAGCAGCACAGAACGGUGAGCAGCAAGCGGGCAGCGCGAAAACAGAGAAGUCAGAGAAGUCGCAGUGUGCCUGCCCUGAGGACAACAAGCAGUCGUCGGGCGCGGAAGAUGAGCAGGGACAACAAGCGGAUGACGAAUGGACGACAGGGAAGGGUGUGGCUGGCGAGGGCGAGCCGCGAGAGUCCACCGAACACGGCAACGUGCAGCGCGACCACCGCGAGCACUCAGGGCCAAUGCCCUCCGUGCAGGCACGGCCGACGGACAGACGGCGGGCGGACGAGUGGAUGAGGGGGCGGGAGAGUGAGCGGGCGGGCGGGAAGUCAAACGGGUGA
Messenger RNA from Fomitopsis serialis, 366 nucleotides. RefSeq lists its product as uncharacterized. NCBI's taxonomy places the organism in Eukaryota, Fungi, Basidiomycota, Agaricomycetes, Polyporales, Fomitopsidaceae. The coding region runs from base 1 to 366 and encodes 121 amino acids. The transcript has 3 exons. The record is from RefSeq and is a predicted model, not a curated record.